AUGGAUAAUGUGUCGAAUGUAAGAAGUUUCAUUCUGUCAGGAUUUAAUGAGACGAUGAAUUUCAGAGUGCCUCUCUUCACAUUCACUUUACUGUAUUACUGCAUGAUUUUAUUUUUCAAUGUCUCUCUUGUGCUGCUUAUUUUCUUGGAUGAAAAUCUGCACGAACCUAUGUACAUUUUCCUGAGUAGCUUUUGCAUUAACACAAUUUAUGGGACCACAGGUUUCUACCCAAAAUUCCUUUCAGAUUUACUAAGGUCUUCCCAAACAAUCUCAUAUGAAGGGUGCCUUUUACAAGCUUUUGUCAUAUAUUCAUUUGUCUGCUGUGAUUUGUCCAUUUUAGCUGUCAUGGCCUUUGACAGGUAUCUGGCUAUAUGUCGACCUCUGCACUACCACUCUUUCAUGACUAAGAGGAGGCUCUCUCAGCUGGUGUGUUUCUCCUGGCUAACUCCUUUAUGUAUUUUUGCCAUUAAUGUCCUGCUAACAUCAAGACUGAAGUUAUGUGGUAUAAACAUUCAGAGAGUCUUAUGUGUAAACUGGUUAAUUGUUAAACUUGCUUGUCCUGAAGCUGAAACCUUUACAAACCACAUCGCAGCAUAUGCAACAGUUAUCAUUUAUGUGUCUCAUGGCUUUUUUAUAAUGUGGACUUACACACAUCUCAUUAAAACAUGUGCGAGGUCCAGAGAGGACAGAGAAAAGUUUAUGCAGACCUGCCUGCCCCACCUGACCUCUUUGAUCACAUUUAUAGUUGUGAUUGGUUUUCAGUCGAUAUAUGUGCAAUUUGAGUACACAGGUUUUUCUGAAAGUCUCAAAAACUUCAUUACAGUUGAAAUUCUCAUCAUUCCACCUUUUAUGAACCCUCUCAUAUAUGGAUUCAAACUCACCAAAAUACAAAACAGAAUCCUGACUUUACUUAAAUCUUACAAGAAACUAACUUACAUCAAGUUUAGUUUACUUAAAAAAACAAGAGAAAUGUGA
This is a messenger RNA of Neolamprologus brichardi, 975 nucleotides long. Its product is annotated as olfactory receptor 4B13-like. Gene Ontology annotation, cellular component: membrane. The record is from RefSeq and is a predicted model, not a curated record. Gene Ontology annotation, molecular function: odorant binding; G protein-coupled receptor activity; olfactory receptor activity. Lineage: Eukaryota; Metazoa; Chordata; Actinopteri; Cichliformes; Cichlidae. Gene Ontology annotation, biological process: G protein-coupled receptor signaling pathway; detection of chemical stimulus involved in sensory perception of smell.